Saccoglossus kowalevskii is the source of this 1822-nucleotide messenger RNA. Its product is annotated as protein YIPF3-like. The record is from RefSeq and is a predicted model, not a curated record. NCBI's taxonomy places the organism in Eukaryota, Metazoa, Hemichordata, Enteropneusta, Harrimaniidae. Gene Ontology annotation, cellular component: Golgi apparatus.
AUGGAUACCAGGGAAAGUUGGUAUGGCGGACCAGAUUCCGGAAAGCAUCCCCGUGAGGAAUCAGCUGUUAUUGAUUUGGGCACAUUAGAUGAUGAUGAUUCAAGUACAGGUGGCAGUGAAGGAUUUACAAGAAAAUCACCGCCAGGUAGUCAGUAUGGAGAUGAAGAAAAAUCCACUGGUGAAUUCGUAGGUAGUAGUGCUGCUAACUUGGUUUGGCUAGCAGGUAAACAACAAGCCCAGAAAGCUUUUAAUUUAUAUGGUAACAUAGACAUACUCAGACCAUACUUUGAUGUGGAACCAAAAGAUGUAAUUGACAGGUUGAUACAUUCAUUUAUUCCACAAAAAGUCACAGGAACACCACAGAAAGUAUUUGGUGAACUUUAUGGUCCCUUAAUGGUGAUAUUUACACUGGUUGCAAUUAUACUGAUGGGCAUGAAGUCCUCAGGACAUGUAGUGAGGGAAGGAACACUAAUGGGUACUGCAUUUGGAGUUUGUUUCGGAUACUGGAUUUUUGCGUCUUGUCUCAUCUUUAUGUUAGCGUAUGUCUGCAACACACAUAUUACUUUAUUACAAGUCCUGUCACUCACUGGUUAUAGUUUAAGCAGUCAUUGUAUUGUGUUGUUUGUGACUACUGUCCUCCAUAGCACAGAAUCUCAUUAUUUAUUUUACUUACUGUGGCUAAGUGUUGGAGGCAUGGCAGUGCUGAAAAUGGUUACAGUAUAUGUGUCAAGAACGUCUGGGAAAAGUCAAAAACUGAUGUUAGCUGGGUUGGUAGUUUCACUUCAUCUAUUUUUUAUGCUGUAUCUACAUUUUGCAUACCAUAAUGUUGCAGAAGUCCCAGGGGUAGUGAAAGAACCAGUAAUUCAUCAUCCAGUUGUUCCUGAUAGACUUGAAAGAGACAUCCAGCUUGACUCAAAAUUAUCCAACUCCGCAAAUGAUGCUGUGCAAGAAGUAAUAAGAAAGGUGGCUCCGAAACAUGUGGAAGCUGUUGAUGAAAUUGAGGCGGUACAUCCGAAUGUGGUUGUCCCAGACAGUGAUGCAGUACGAGAUGCUGCCGUAGUUAAUGACGAUAAUCCUGUACAAGACGCGCUAAAAGACACAAUAUCAAAUAUUGAUAAUGCACAACUUAAUGCCCCAAUUGAUAAGCUUGUUGAUCAGGUUAAAGAGAAUGAUGCUUAAAACAGUGUGGCUUCCGUAUGUACAUAUCACAAGAGAUACUGUAUAUAUUAGUUGAACUAAGUGGACGAGUGAAGAUUGAGGACAAUUUUGUACAAACUCAUUCAUUAUGGACCAUGUACUAUAUUUAAAAUAUAUUUAUAUGAUACUUGCAAAUUUUUCAGCUAUAACAGUAGUCACCUAUAGGUUUGAAUUGUGAUUACAAACUCUGACUACUCCACUUUAAUAAUAACUGGUUAUUAGGACUACGCUACCAAGUACCAGUACUGGAUCUACCAACUACCGGAGCUACAGCUUCACAACUUUUUUUUGCUGUUCUAGAUGCUGAAUUAUACAAUUCAUAAAAUUAUGUAAAUUUGUAACAAUGUAAAUCAAAUCUAGUGCAAUGCUAUGUAGUGCAUGUAUGUAUGUAGAUGAACUUAUUGCAGCAUUUGAGUGCAGAUAUUCCUCCUGUCACAGUAUUUCAAUGGAAAUCACCACUACCACAGAAUUUAUGGGAUACAAUUAUCUUGAAAGUGAAAAAUGAAUCUGCAAUGUCAAAGCUGCUGGAAUGCUACUUUUCUGGAAUGAAAUUACAUGUGCCAGAACACUGGGUGGCGCUAUACUCAUUUAAGUUUUGAUGAAAAUAGUUAAACUGGUGAUUCAC